AGAUUAACUAUCGUAUAAAAUAUCGAGUAAAGUUUUUAACGUGGACGAAAUACCAAUAAUUUUACUCCCGUCACUAGUUGAAAGUACUUGCAAGUUUGAACAAAACGUCAAAACGAGCAUCUAGUUUGGCCAGAGAUCAUCUUUGAAAGUGUUUGCACGUGCGAUAUGAGUUCCGUUGCAGUUGCCACUAUUGAUGAGGCCCCCAUUUCGAGUGUUACACCUGGUCGAAGUCAAGCACUUUGCCACUAUUACUUGCGGGGCGUUUGUCGAUUUGGUGACAAUUGCCGCUACUCACAUGACUUAACCUUACAACAAGGCCAAUCCGAUGAGGAGCUGCCUGGCGGAGAUUCAACAACAACGGAAGCUAAUGCAGAUGCUAAGGCCAGCACAAGUCGACGCAAUUGGGCUAAUGCGCCCGUUUUUGUGCCUGGGCGACUCUAUGCAGUCGACGAGUCUGCGUCUUCUAGCAGUGCAGCAGUGCAAAACGGAAUCUCUUGGGCCGAGAUUGUCGGUGGUCCGUCCACAAAUGAUGAGCCUGUGAAACUGGCUAAGCCGCAGUCCUUAGAGCAGGUUUGCCCCUAUGAGAAUCCUUGUCCAUAUCGCCAGUAUUGUCCUUACCGCAUACACUUGGAGUUAUGCGAAAUGUGCGACCAAUUCUGCAUGCAUCCUACGGACCAAGCUCAGCGCAAGAAACACAAACGUGAUUGUCUGCAGCAGCAUGAACAGGCAAUGGAGCUAUCCUUUGCAAUUGCCCAAUCCAAGGACAAGACCUGUGGCAUAUGCUUCGACACGAUUAUGGAAAAAGUCGGAAAAGAGAAGCGUUUCGGCAUUUUGCCCAACUGUAAUCAUAUAUUUUGCUUGGAAUGCAUUCGUACAUGGCGUCAAGCAAAACAGUUUGAGCAUAAGAUUACCCGCGCUUGCCCUGAAUGUCGCGUGUGCUCAGACUUCGUCUGCCCUAGUGCCUUUUGGGUUGAAACUAAAGAGGAGAAGGACAAGCUGCUCAAUGACUAUCGUGCAGCCCUCGGUGCCAAGGACUGUAAAUAUUUCAAAAAAGGUGAAGGAAAGUGUCCGUUUGGCAACAAAUGUUUCUACAAGCAUGCACUACCCAAUGGUGACAUUGUGGACGUUGGAUUGCCAAAACGAGCUCGCAAAUUGCACAGUCAGAACGAGUUAAUUGAUUUACUGGAUAUUUAUCUCUGGGAAUUUGUUGACCGUCGCGAUUAUCACUGGCUUGAGUUACUCUCUAGUGAUAUAAGCGAUAGUUCCGAUUAUACGGAUGAAGAAUAAGCCGCUCUGUGCGCGCACUAAGAACAAUAAUAUAUAAUCGGAGUAACUAUAACUAAUAAUACGUAUAUAUACAUACAUAAAUACAUAACUAAAAGUUAAAUUCAAAAAGAGGAAAAAUAACGUAAACCCUAAAAUGCUGAUAUAUUCAUAUAUUAUUGCAUAAAAAAUCGAAUGUGUAAUUAAAAAUAAGAGAUC
Molecule: messenger RNA, 1482 nt
Organism: Drosophila busckii
Lineage: Eukaryota; Metazoa; Arthropoda; Insecta; Diptera; Drosophilidae
Product: probable E3 ubiquitin-protein ligase makorin-1
Exons: 5
Coding region: 166-1287 (373 amino acids)
Biological process (GO): protein polyubiquitination
Molecular function (GO): metal ion binding; ubiquitin protein ligase activity
Source: RefSeq, a predicted model, not a curated record